UACUAUGGUAUUUAAUAGUGUACAGAACGUCUCUUGAUCCUUUUUAAAAUGUCCAUCUGUUUGAUUGAAACAACAUAAACUAAAACAUGAUCGAGGUCGUGGCAAAGCUGAGGCGAGGUUCGGUUUACUUUGCUGGGGAAACUAUUCAUUGCUCGUUAACGUUCACUAAUGUACCGGACACGGAACCAGGAAAUAACACAGAAAGCGAAACAAUCGCAUGGGCAAGUGUUCAACUUCAUUGCUUCUGUAGCAUAAGUGAAGCAAGAGUAGUGUUGCCACCUGCACUCAUGAAGAAUAUGUUGGCAAAGCGGAAAGAUGUGGGUCCAUCUACCUCAUUUGUUCCAUACAAAGAUGAACAAGGACAUUGUGUUUUACAAACUCCUGUCAAAAUUUUAUUCUGUGAUUUGAAACUUGCUCCUGGAGAAAGUAAAGUAUUUAAAUUUCAAGAAGCCAUUCCUAGUGACACACCGCCCACAUAUAGAGGCCCUUCAUGUAAAUACUCAUAUAAACUGACAGUUGGCACGCAGAGGGUUGGGGCUCCGAUAAAACUGCUACGAAUUCCUGUUCGUGUAUUAGUUGUGUAUGGUUUAACUGAAUAUCAAAUAAAUGAAGAUCAAAUUCCCAGCAACCCAUUUAUUGAAGAAAAGAAAACAAAGGGUCAGCUCCUUGAUAUUGCAACCGAUGUAUUAAGUACCAUCACUUCACGACGAUCCUACAAAAACUACAAGAUAGCAAACAGCAAUGGACUUAUGGGUGUCUUCUCGUUAAUGAAAACUUCUGCAAAGAUUGGAGAAGAUAUUGUUGGGGUGUUCAACUUUGCUGAUGGUACUGUACCAUGUUUACAGUACAUGGUCUGUCUACAAAGUGAAGAAAUAUUGGCAGAGGAAUGCCAGCAUUCGCCAAGUCAGGGGAAUGCAAUUAUAUCUUACGCAAAACACAUUGAGUUCUGUUUAUUUGCGAACCAAACUCAUGUAAUACUUCCAAUUCCAUUACAUGUCACACCUAACUUUCUAACUGAACUUGUGUGUCUAAAAUGGAGGCUUCAUUUUGAAUUUGUCACUGCCACGUCACCCUUAAAGGGCUUAGAUCUAGAAACAGGACAGCAGCGUGACCGAAUGUGGCAAGGACCUGGGAAGAUAAAAACAGAAGUAACAUCAUGGGACAUCCCUGUACAAGUCUUACCCACCAUGCCAACCCAAGCGGAGAAUGUGGCGGCGUCACAUACUUUGCCCUUGUUACGGUUUUAGGUCAAAUAAAGUUAUUCUACUUUUGUGCAAUCCAAUGACGUAGGCAACGCCACAUAUUCGCAUGCACUAAGAAGUGUUUCUUACGGUAUCAAAAAAGGAAAUUCUCUAUUUUCUGAUUUUUGUCACGAAAUAAAUCUCUUUAUGGAUCAUUUA
Messenger RNA from Ciona intestinalis (vase tunicate), 1400 nucleotides. NCBI's taxonomy places the organism in Eukaryota, Metazoa, Chordata, Ascidiacea, Phlebobranchia, Cionidae. The record is from RefSeq and is a predicted model, not a curated record.